AUGCAAUAACGAAAUGAUUAAUUGAUAGGACAAUAGGUACAAUAAAAUAUGAAUAUGAAUCCAACGAUUGCAUCACUCAGUAUACCAGAUGAUAAACCUCUAAGUCCGAUUAGUGUUGUAAAGCCAUAACAAAAUAUCCAUAUUUAUAAUAAGGAAUAUGAGUAUAGAUUUAUUAACUAAAAAUAACUAGAGGUAAGAUUGAAAUGUUGAAGAGACUAACCAAUUAUUUUGAAUAGGAUUAUCCAAACGGAACAUUUUAUGGUUAAAUGCUGAAUGGCAAAAAACAUGGAUAAGGUGAAUAAAUUUAUUUACUUACUAAGGUUUAAUGUUAUUGUAGGGUAGAGUUUGUGAAGGAGUUUGGUAAAAUGAUAGAAAACAUGGGCAUUGCAAAGAGAUCUUUGAAACAGGUGAGAGAUUUGAAGGAGAAUAUUAGAAUGGAAAACCAUAAGGUAGGGGAGUUUAUACAAGAAAUAAUGAGAGUUAUGAAGGACAGUGGGUGAAUGGAUUUAAACAUGGACAUGGAGUUUGGAAAAUGGAAAAUGAUUUUUAUGAAGGAGAAUGGAAAUUUGGAAAAAUUGAUGGGUAUGGAGUUUAUAUUUAGAAUAAUAACAAAUAUACUGGAAGUUUUAGGAAUAAUUUGAAACAUGGACAUGGGAUAGAGAACUUUGCUAAUGGAGAUUUAUAUAACGGUCAAUUUUGCAAUGGAAAACCUGAAGGUUAAGGUACAUAUAUAUGGAAUAAUGGAGCUGAAUAUAGAGGUUAUUGAAAUUAAAAUAUUUGUAGGAAUGUUUAAGAAUGGAGUUAGACAUGGUAAAGGAGUAUGGAAUAAAUGGGAUCCAUUAAAAGAAGGUCAUUAUCGUUAUGAAGGUAUGUUUGAGAAUGAUAAAAAACAUGGAUAAGGAGUAUUUACAUGGCCAUCAGGAAAUUAUUAUGUUGGUGCUUUUGUUAAUGAUUAUAGACAUGGUUAUGGGGAAAUGUUCUGGAAGGAUCAAUAUUAUAAGGGUUAUUGGGAAAGAGGUAUGUAACAUGGAGAUGGAGAAUUGUGUAAGAAUGGAGUGGUUAAAAAAGGAAAAUUUGAAAAUAAUGUAUUAACAAAUCAUAGAAGUAAUAGUAUGUGGGAAUCUGGUGAAAGUAAUUUCAAAUUAUCUAAUAAUUUAAAUUAAACCUUCUCGCAUGGUUUAUCUUAACGCAGCAGAUAUAUGCCUGCAAUUGGACGCAAACCUAAAUUAAUUAUAAAAAAGGGAGAUAAAACUGUUAUCUUAGACUCUCUCAUUAUAACAGAUAUUCCUAUUGAAAAUGAUCCUGAUUUCUUAACUAUUUGUCCUGAACCUGUUUAAUAAAAAAAAUUUAAACCAAAAAUGAAUUGUAGUUAGCUCUUAAAAUAACAUUUUAGUACUCUGAGAAAAUGA
Messenger RNA from Paramecium sonneborni, 1409 nucleotides. The record is from the annotation of a GenBank genome assembly. Lineage: Eukaryota; Ciliophora; Oligohymenophorea; Peniculida; Parameciidae.